AUGGACGGAUGGACGGAGUUCUCCGAGGACGAUUCUGAAAUUAAUAAUCAGGAACUAGCCAAGAUCAACCGAGCUAUCAAACAAAGUGCACAAAAACGGCAACAGCUGCAAAUUAAUUUCAAGACAACAGUUUUUAAAGAAAAAUAUGAGCUUUCAACUCAACUUUCCUUGGCACUUUCGAAGAAAAACUUGGCUGAGGCGGACAGCGACUGCGAUGCAAUUAAGGAAGUUGUGAGCUCAAAAGACCUCGUCGAAUCGCAAAUCGAAAAAGAGUCAAAUUUAUCGCUCAGCCUCGAUCAACAAAUUCUGCAGCUAAGCGAAGAUAAAUUGUACCUUUCAAAGAAGCUUUCAAAUCUCACCUCUGAUGCCGCUUCGAACGCCAAGGAUGAAGAAGUCAAAGUUUCCAUUCUCAAAAAUCGUCUUCACCAGCAAAUGCUCAGUUACAAUUCCUUGCUCGCAGUCAACAAGGACAAAAAGCAUAAAAUCCAGCAUUUGCGAGGAGAGCACGUGAAAUUCCAAAACCAUUUGGAUCGCCUCGAAAAGUCGAUCCAGCACAAACGAUCGCUUAUGGCAGCGAUGGUUGAUGAAGGAAAUCUUGCCUUUGAGAACCAAGAAGAUGCUCGACAACGGGCGAAAGCUCUUUUGGACAAGAAUGAAAAAGACAUUCUCCAGCAUAGUCUCGAAUAUCGAGAGCUUCAGCGGCAUCUUGACCACGAAGAAAUCACCGAAUGUUUCAUGGACUUGAAGAGUCAAGAUAAAGCAGCUAUCGCCCAAGAAGCAAUUAACAAACGAGCGGCAAUUCUUCUCAAGAAAAAUGAAGCACAAGCUGCAAAAACUCGCGCAUUUCGAACACUCCUUCAGUCGUAUUUAUGCGGCUUACGGCCACCUUCCGAUCGAGGAGCUAAUUGCGAAGUUGUCAAAGAACGAAAAAUUGAAAGAGAGAUUGAAGCAAUUGGCCACUUGAAAUACAAAAUCGAGCGGCUACAGUCAACAAACGAUGACGACCAAAUGAGUGUUGCGAUGAAGAUGUCCGAGUUGACGUCGCAAAACGGGAAAGAGGAGGAGAAUCUUGAAGAGUUGAAGAAACAGCUGGACGAGCAGAACGAGCUAUUCACCAAUCUCUUUGAUGCCAUUCAAAAACUCUCUGAUCGCAUGGGUUGUAAUACGACUUCCAUUCGCAAAUCUCUUGGAGACAACGACGAAAUCAACGAGUCAAACGUUCUUAGGGAGAGUUUAGAAAAUAACUUUCUCGAUUUAAGAUUUAAGCUGUACUUGAAGCUAAAAGCUGAGCAAGAUCCAACAGCCGAGAAAGUUCGCAGAUCUUCUUCGAGUGAGUUCGAAAAGGAUCAAGAAAAGGUCACUGAUGUCAUUAUUCCUCCGGCACUCGAAGACAUGGAUAAGUUUGAAGAUGAUCUGUUGAGUCCAGAAACGGCGAGAGCAAAAGCAAUCGAAGCGAUGACCAAGCGCAACGUCGAAAAACGGCGCACAACGGUGGGAGAUGACUGGGCGGCUCAGCAGCAGAGAACGUUCUCAAAGCGCGCUGACCGACUCCUUUUAUUUAACGACCUCUUACUAGCCGAGCGAGAGUUCUCUUUUCAAUCAUCAAAAGAUCAAGAGAGACAGCGAAGACGAGUGAUGGCUUGCAAGCCCAGAUUUUUGACCUUUUACUUGUCCAUUCUUUUGGUUCUUUCUUCGUUAGCCGCAUUUUCGACAGGGCCGGGUGACUAA
Molecule: messenger RNA, 1728 nt
Organism: Oikopleura dioica
Lineage: Eukaryota; Metazoa; Chordata; Appendicularia; Copelata; Oikopleuridae
Source: the annotation of a GenBank genome assembly